AUGGAUAUACGAUUCCCGUACUCGCCGGCGGAGGUCGCUAAAGUCCGGGUGGUCCAGUUCGGCAUCCUCAGUCCCGAUGAAAUCCGGCAAAUGUCAGUGAUACACAUAGAGCAUAGUGAGACCACGGAAAGGGGAAAGCCGAAACCAGGCGGUCUUAGUGAUCCGAGACUAGGGACGAUCGAUCGGAAGAUAAAGUGUGAGACAUGUACCGCUAAUAUGGCAGAAUGCCCUGGGCAUUUUGGCCAUCUUGAACUGGCAAAGCCUAUGUUCCAUAUUGGUUUCAUCAAGACUGUGCUCAGUAUUAUGCGUUGCGUUUGCUUCAACUGCUCCAAAAUAUUAGCUGAUGAGGAUGAUCCUAAGUUUAAACAGGCUAUGAGAAUUAGGAAUCCUAAGAAUAGACUCAAGAAGAUCUUGGAUGCCUGCAAAAACAAAAGUAAGUGCGAAGGAGGGGAUGAAAUUGAUGCUCAAGGUCAAGAUUCUGAUGAACCAGUGAAGAAGUCAAGGGGUGGUUGCGGUGCUCAGCAACCAAAAAUUUCUAUUGAUGGUAUGAAAAUGGUGGCUGAAUACAAGGCUCAAAAGAAGAAAAGUGAUGAUCAAGAGCAGUUGCCCGAACCUGUGGAGCGAAAACAGCAACUUUCUGCCGAAAAGGUUCUUAGUGUUCUGAAGAGAAUAAGUGAUGAUGACUGUGAAACAUUAGGCUUCAAUCCAAAAUAUGCCCGCCCAGACUGGAUGAUUCUUCAAGUUCUUCCAAUACCUCCUCCUCCAGUUAGACCUUCUGUGAUGAUGGACACUUCUUCAAGGAGUGAGGAUGACCUGACACAUCAACUUGCUAUGAUUAUCAGGCAUAAUGAAAAUCUGAAGAGGCAAGAGAGAAAUGGAGCUCCUGCUCACAUUAUCUCAGAGUUUGCUCAGUUGUUGCAAUUCCAUAUAGCCACAUACUUUGACAAUGAACUGCCUGGACAACCAAGAGCCACUCAAAGAUCUGGUAGACCCAUUAAAUCAAUAUGUAGCAGAUUAAAAGCAAAGGAAGGUCGUAUUAGAGGUAAUCUGAUGGGAAAACGUGUUGACUUCUCUGCUCGGACUGUCAUUACGCCUGAUCCAACCAUCAACAUUGAUCAACUGGGUGUACCUUGGAGCAUUGCACUGAACCUAACAUAUCCAGAAACGGUUACUCCAUACAACAUUGAAAGGCUGAAGGAACUCGUUGAGUAUGGCCCACAUCCGCCACCAGGGAAAACUGGUGCCAAGUAUAUCAUUAGGGAUGAUGGACAGAGGCUUGAUCUUCGAUAUCUGAAAAAAACCAGUGAUCAACAUCUGGAACUCGGAUAUAAGGUGGAGCGGCACUUAAACGACGGAGAUUUCGUGCUCUUCAAUAGGCAACCUAGUUUGCAUAAAAUGUCUAUAAUGGGUCAUAGGAUCAAGAUAAUGCCAUAUUCCACUUUCCGCUUAAACCUGUCUGUUACAUCACCAUACAAUGCUGAUUUUGAUGGAGAUGAAAUGAACAUGCACGUCCCACAGUCAUUUGAAACGAGAGCAGAAGUUCUAGAGCUUAUGAUGGUUCCCAAAUGUAUAGUGUCACCUCAGUCAAAUAGGCCAGUUAUGGGAAUCGUGCAGGAUACCCUUCUAGGAUGCCGUAAAAUAACCAAGAGAGAUACCUUCAUUGAGAAGGAUGUAUUCAUGAACAUUUUGAUGUGGUGGGAAGAUUUUGAUGGGAAGGUACCUGCUCCAGCCAUUUUGAAACCAAGGCCUCUUUGGACAGGAAAGCAAGUUUUUAAUCUUAUCAUACCAAGACAAAUUAAUCUCCAAAGAAAGGCAGCGUGGCAUCAAGAUGAUGAGAAAGGGCCCAUCACUCCUGGAGACACUCAAAUUCGUAUUGAGAAAGGGGAGUUGCUUACUGGCACCUUAUGCAAGAAGACCCUUGGAACUUCUACUGGAAGUCUUAUCCAUGUUAUUUGGGAAGAAGUAGGUCCUGAUGCGGCUCGAAAGUUUCUUGGACAUACACAGUGGCUUGUCAAUUACUGGCUUUUGCAGAAUGGUUUUAGUAUUGGAAUUGGGGAUACUAUUGCUGAUGCUGCAACUAUGGAAAAAAUUAAUGUAACUAUCUCGGAAGCGAAGAAUAAAGUGAAAGAACUCAUCAGGAGUGCUCAAGAGAAGAAACUGGAACCUGAACCUGGACGGACUAUGAUGGAGUCAUUUGAAAAUAAAGUUAACCAGGUGUUGAAUACGGCACGUGAUGAUGCUGGAAGCAGUGCCCAGAAGAGUUUAGCAGAAAGUAACAAUCUUAAGGCAAUGGUUACCGCUGGAUCGAAGGGAAGUUUUAUCAAUAUCUCUCAAAUGACUGCUUGUGUGGGGCAGCAGAAUGUUGAGGGUAAGCGAAUUCCCUUUGGAUUCAUUGACAGGACGCUGCCUCAUUUCACCAAGGAUGAUUUUGGACCAGAAAGUCGUGGUUUUGUGGAGAACUCAUACCUUCGUGGCUUGACCCCACAAGAGUUCUUCUUCCAUGCUAUGGGUGGUAGGGAAGGUCUUAUUGAUACUGCCGUCAAAACUUCUGAGACUGGUUAUAUCCAAAGGCGAUUAGUGAAGGCCAUGGAGGAUAUCAUGGUAAAGUAUGAUGGUACUGUGAGGAAUUCCCUUGGGGAUGUGAUUCAGUUUCUUUAUGGGGAAGAUGGCAUGGAUUCUGUAUGGAUUGAAUCACAGAGGCUGGAUGCAUUGAAACUCAAGAAGUCUGACUUUGAUAAGGUGUUCAAAUUAGAACUUGAUGAUAAGGAUUGGAAUCCGGAUUAUAUAUCAGCAGAAUAUGUCGAGGAUUUAAAGAACAUUGUGGAAAUUCGAAGUGUGUUUGAUGCUGAAGUUCAGAAACUCGAAGCCGACAGGCUCCAACUGGCUAGAGAGAUUGCUACUUCAGGUGAUGAUACGUGGCCUUUGCCUGUGAACAUUAAGAGGCUUAUAUCAAAUGCACAGAAGACCUUUAAAAUUGAUUUCCGAAGGGCUUCAGAUAUGCACCCAAUGGAGGUAGUUGAAGCUGUCGAUAAACUGCAAGAAAGGCUUAAGGUUGUGCAUGGUGAAGAUUAUCUUAGUCAGGAAGCUCAAAAGAAUGCUACUCUUUUCUUUAAUAUAUUACUUCGCAGUGCCUUGGCCAGUAAAAGGGUUUUGAGUGAGUAUAGACUUACUCGGGGUGCAUUUGAGUGGGUUAUUGGUGAAAUAGAGUCACGUUUUUUGCAGUCUCUUGUUGCUCCCGGUGAGAUGAUUGGUUGUGUUGCAGCUCAAUCCAUUGGUGAGCCUGCUACCCAGAUGACCCUUAAUACUUUCCAUUAUGCUGGUGUGAGUGCGAAAAAUGUCACCCUUGGCGUUCCCAGGUUGAGGGAAAUUAUCAAUGUUGCAAAGAAAAUAAAAACACCUUCUCUCUCUGUGUAUUUGAAGCCUAUUCCGGGACUUAUGGAUGACCCCAAAGCAGAUGAGACCAGAAAGAAGGAAAUUGACAACAGAAAGAAGGAGAAAGCAAAAAGUGUUCAAUGUGCUUUGGAAUACACUACUUUGCGGAGUGUCACACAAGCCACAGAAGUUUGGUAUGAUCCGGAUCCGAUGACUACCAUAAUUCCGGAAGAUUUUGACUUUGUAAAGUCUUAUUAUGAAAUGCCUGAUGAGGAGAUUGAUCCUGAUAAGAUCUCUCCCUGGUUGCUCCGCAUAGAGCUGAAUCGGGAAAUGAUGGUGGAUAAGAAGUUGAGCAUGGCUAACAUUGCAGAGAAGAUUAAUCUUGAGUUUGAUGAUGAUCUCACUUGUAUAUUCAAUGAUGAUAAUGCUGAUAAGCUGAUACUUCGCAUACGUAUCAUGAAUGAUGAAGCUCCUAAAGGUGAAUUGAAUGAUGAAUCUGCUGAGGACGAUGUCUUCCUGAAAAAGAUAGAGAGCAACAUGCUUACGGAAAUGGCUCUUCGAGGCAUUCCGGAUAUUAAUAAGGUUUUCAUCAAGCAGACUAAGACCAACAAGUUUGAUGAGAUAGAUGGAUUUAAGAUGGAAAGUGAGUGGAUGUUGGAUACUGAAGGUGUUAAUCUUUUGGCUGUGAUGUGUCAUGAAGAAGUUGAUGCAAAGAGGACCACCAGCAAUCACUUGAUCGAAGUUAUUGAAGUUCUUGGAAUUGAGGCCGUACGCAAGGCAUUGCUGGAUGAGCUGCGUGUUGUCAUAUCCUUUGAUGGAUCUUAUGUGAACUAUCGACAUCUUGCAAUAUUGUGUGAUACCAUGACAUAUCGUGGUCACUUGAUGGCAAUUACUCGCCAUGGAAUCAAUCGCAAUGACACCGGGCCUUUAAUGAGGUGCUCAUUCGAGGAAACUGUGGACAUACUUCUCGAUGCUGCUGUUUAUGCAGAGACAGAUUACCUCAGAGGUGUCACAGAAAACAUUAUGUUGGGUCAGCUUGCACCCAUUGGUACAGGAGACUGUGCCUUGCUCCUUAAUGAGGAGAUGUUGAAGCAAGCCAUUGAAAUCAAUCUUCCCAGUUAUAUGGAAGAUGGCAUCCCAGGCAUGACACCUGGCCGUUCCCCUAUCACUGGAACUCCUUAUCAUGAUAUGAUGUCUCCGAUUAUGAGCCCAAAUUAUGCCAGAUCACCAGCUACUGGUUUUGAGCAGUUCUCCCCUAUAACCAGUAGACUGCCCUUUUCCCCAUCUUCAAAUUUCAGUCCAUCCUCUCCUGGAUACAGUCCAUCGUCCCCGGGAUAUAGCCCUACUUCUCCAGGCUAUAGUCCCACCUCCCCUGGUUAUAGUCCUGCAUCCCCGGGCUACAGUCCGACCUCUCCAACUUAUAGUCCUAGCUCGCCAGGAUAUAGUCCGACUAGUCCUGCCUAUUCUCCUACCAGUCCAUCAUAUUCUCCGACUUCUCCCAGCUACAGCCCUUCAUCACCUAGUUACAGCCCUACAUCUCCUAGUUAUAGUCCUACAUCUCCCAGUUACAGUCCCACGUCUCCGAGCUACAGCCCAACAUCCCCUGCUUACAGCCCAACCUCACCUGCAUAUAGCCCGACGUCACCAUCUUAUAGCCCAACGUCACCUUCCUACAGUCCAACAUCACCUUCCUACAGCCCCACUUCACCCUCUUACAGUCCCACUUCACCCUCAUACAGUCCCACAUCUCCCUCGUAUAGUCCCACAUCGCCAGCUUAUAGCCCAACUUCUCCGGGGUAUAGCCCUACUUCUCCAAGUUAUAGCCCAACCUCGCCAAGCUACAGUCCUACAUCUCCUAGUUAUAAUCCCUCAGUUAAGUACAGCCCUUCGCUUGCGUAUUCUCCAACUAGUCCAAAGCUGUCGCCUUCAAGUCCAUACAGCCCUUCCUCUCCAAGUUACAGCCCAACAUCCCCGUCAUAUUCUCCAACGUCUCCAUCAUAUUCUCCAUCCAGUCCGACUUACAGUCCUAGCAGUCCAUACAACUCUGUCGGUGAGCCAGACUACAGUCCAAGCUCUCGCCAAUACAGUCCAACUGGUGGAUAUUCACCAAGUGCACCUGGGUAUUCUCCGUCGUCUACGAGUCAAUACACUUCCCGGACCAACGACAGAGAUGACAAAAGCUCCAAGGACAAGAGCCGCCUUUGA
This is a messenger RNA of Oldenlandia corymbosa var. corymbosa, 5577 nucleotides long. The record is from the annotation of a GenBank genome assembly. NCBI's taxonomy places the organism in Eukaryota, Viridiplantae, Streptophyta, Magnoliopsida, Gentianales, Rubiaceae.